Schistosoma rodhaini is the source of this 2749-nucleotide messenger RNA. The record is from the annotation of a GenBank genome assembly. NCBI's taxonomy places the organism in Eukaryota, Metazoa, Platyhelminthes, Trematoda, Strigeidida, Schistosomatidae.
ACGGUGGGUGACUUUGAGCGAACCUGACUUUUUUUUGCCAUCCCGUCUUUCGUACAUUUGACGGCUGAAUUUUCGAAUAGUUUAUAAUAAUUAUUGGCCAUUUAUGCUUUCCCUUGAUUAAUUUCGGACGUUUAGUAUUAUGUAGCUGAAUGCCAAGUACAAAGAAUUUAUUUCGUCUUGUUGGCUUCGGAAGUUUCAUAUAAAUCACUGGUACUUUGUAAUUUCAGCAUCGAAAACAUAAGAUAAUCCUUAUAUUAUCUAAAUCAUACUCCAUGCUUCCAUCUUUAACAAAGUUGUAUCAUGUUACAUCAGAAUGGUCAGAUUCUGAAUUAAGUUUAUUACUAAGUGCGUUAAAAAGAGAUCGUUCAUUUUCAACACGUGAAUUAGCUGAAUUCAUACAGACAAAAAACAAAACAGAGGUAAGUUUUCGUUCUUUGGAUACGCUUUUUUAGUAAUAUCGGUUUUUGUAAUACCCCUGGAAACUACUAAAUAAAUUUUUUUCUGGAAUUCUUCAACUAUUUUAGUCGGAUUUUUUAGAUUGAACGUUUACUGUAAUCCACUGAUCGCUGAAUAAAAUCCAUUUUCUGAACUAAUAACGUUCAGAUUAACUAUAAUUGAUGUCCAGUAUAUUUCAACCUGUUGGUAGGAAAUCCUUAUGAUGAUUUUCAAACCUAUCAUUAUUGCAUAUAUGGAAUAAAAAAUCCCUGUUUAAAAGUGAGGUUCAUAAUUUGUACUACAAUUAACAAUGUACUUACAGGUUACAUUUCUACCGAUAUUUGAGUUUUAGAGGAAGCCUAGAUUUCGCUGAGAUAACAGUUACUCAUAACCACCGAUAAGCAGAAAUAUUAACCUAAUACUAGCUGCUGAUCGUUUUUCAGCAUUUAGUUUCUUGUUGUACUGAAAGCCUGGGUCUAAUUAAAAAUCCUUUGACUUGUACAAUAAGUUGAGAACCCAGUUCUUCAAUGAAUUUAAACAAAUCAAGCACAGUAAGAUUUACAGUAUAAAGGGAAUUCAUUAUAUUCUGAGUCUUCUUAUCAACUGAUAGUGGCAUAGUUACAAUUAAUAACGAUAUUAUAAACAGUUUUACUUAACAUUAUUAUUAGUCAAUGAAGUUGAGUUCGAAACGGCAAAAAACAUAAGGAACAAGAAACAUUGAGAACCGGUGAAUAGGAGUAUAUUUACAAUUAACUGGAAAAGAAUUUACAAACUUCCGUUAAAGUUUACGUGAGGAAUGUUUUGGUUGUUAAUAACGUCAUUCUACUAGGUUAUUAUUUUAUGCAGUCCUAAAAGCUAUUUUUUUAAUAUAACUAAGCGACCUUUAUUUGAUUCACUAGAGUUCUGAUCAACUUUUAGAUAAGAGAACUUAUGGCUUGUCUUAUGGAUGUGGAUGAAAAGAAUUUACAGGAUCCACAAAUUACUGUGCCGGAAGUUAAACCUGAAGGAUCAAUUGAUAUUUUAUUACAAAUAACUAGACACAGCUGUACUGAAUACUAUAAUUAUAGUAUGGCAUUAAUUGAAGUUCUCCAACGAGCUUCUACGUGGGAAAGUGUAGAGUGUCGUAAAAUCAAUAAAAGAGAUCCAGAUCCUAUAUAUUUACCUUAUGCACAGGUUUAUCGAUUUUUUUCUUCGUUGGUUUGUGGGAAACCAUUACCAAAUCUAUCCGACUUGUCGUCUGGCGCCUUUCUAGAUCUUUUAACAUGUUUAGACAGAAUUUUAAGCUUUGUCAAUAAUAGCAAGAAGAGUGAAAAUUCUAAUCAUAAUCCUCGUUUAUUAGUUGAUCAACUUCAAAAUGCGAAUAAAAUCGCUACUGAAAAAAUAGGUGUAUUUUUAGCAUUGGCUGCUGCUAUUCAAUUGAAUUCACGUUUAUGCUCACGACGUGGAUGUGGUAUUACAGAAAAAUUUGAUGAACACUGUAUUGCUCCAUUGUUUUUAUUAUCUAAAGUGAAACAUCCUAAUACACUGAAACAAACUCGUGAAAUGGUUGAAUAUCUAAUUAAUCGAUUUGUGAAAUUAUGGUCGUUGCCGAAAUUCCCAUGUUCACAAAAUGGUUCAUUUGCUUCUGAAGGAGAAUUAAAUAUUCAGUCGACUGACAUACCAGAUGCCUUAUUCAAACGCCUUAGUAUUUUCUCACUGAAUCCAUUUUCAUUCCCAAUGGAAGUGAUGUCUCCUUUCCAAAAAAUCUUAGAUGAUUUUAGACAUAUGUGUUCAAGCAGGUUCAAUUAUUUAAAUCGUUUCAAAUCAAUGUUAUACAUUUCUUUACCGAUCGGACUUCAACAUUCUGUCAAACGAUCCUCACCAUCACAACCAAUAAAAGUUGUUAACCAAUGGAAAAAGCGUCGAAUUGAAAAGUCAUCAACUAAGAGUCGACCAACAAUACGUCGUCGUAAAGCGUUGGAGAGUUCUGUACCUUUGGAUAAUUUAAUAACAUUGAGUUUUGAUGAAAAUACCAAUCAAGUGGACAGUAAUGCAUGUAGUGAUGAGAAAACUGAUUUGAAAGUCAACCUAACAUCACGUCGCUUUGUAAACUGGUGUCCAGGAACACAUUUCAUUCGUGUUUCAGAUCCAGCAGAAGAUGAAGCUGUCAAGAUUCUUAUGAAUAAGCAUAUUCAAGUGAAAACCAAAAAGCAUGAGAAAAUUGAUACAAGAAAAAUGUGAAAACAUGUAUUUUUAUAAAUAUUGUAUAGUCGUGUUUGUUUGUUUUGUUUUUUGAGAAAAAAAUAUUUUAAAUACAGAAUAAACCAUAGAUCGU